AUGUCCGAAGAAGAAAGGCAUAAAGAAGAUAAUCGUAUUUUCACGAUUAGAUCCGGAGGACAGACCGGUGUCGACAGAGCAGCCCUGGAUGCUGCUCUGCUCUAUAAAGAUUACAUACGAGUCACCGGUUGGUGUCCAAAAGGAAGACUUUCUGAAGAGGGUGAAAUUCCACCACACUAUCCUCUCGAAGAAACUCCGUCGGACUCGUAUCCUGAAAGAACAGAGUGGAACAUCCGAGAUUCGGAUGCUACGUUAAUUCUACUUCUACAAAAAGCCCCACCUGAUCGCGGAACGAGCUUUACUAUUGAAAAAGCAGAAAAACUUUCCAAACAUUGCAAAACUAUACUACUUGAUGAUAAGCCGACGAACGUUAUUCACGUUUUAAAAUGGUUAGAUGAGAAAAACGUUAAAAUUCUUAAUGUCGGUGGACCCCGGGAGAGUAACUGUCCGGGGAUUUACGAAAAAGCUUAUAAAUUUAUGGUAUCCCUUAUUCAAAAGAAAUUAGAAGACAUUCCUACGUACUGA
Acaulospora morrowiae is the source of this 525-nucleotide messenger RNA. The record is from the annotation of a GenBank genome assembly. NCBI's taxonomy places the organism in Eukaryota, Fungi, Glomeromycota, Glomeromycetes, Diversisporales, Acaulosporaceae.